Molecule: messenger RNA, 1273 nt
Organism: Camponotus floridanus (Florida carpenter ant)
Lineage: Eukaryota; Metazoa; Arthropoda; Insecta; Hymenoptera; Formicidae
Product: odorant receptor 46a
Exons: 6
Coding region: 99-1253 (384 amino acids)
Biological process (GO): sensory perception of smell; detection of chemical stimulus involved in sensory perception of smell
Cellular component (GO): plasma membrane
Molecular function (GO): odorant binding; olfactory receptor activity
Source: RefSeq, a predicted model, not a curated record
UAUGCGUUUUUUCUAUAAGUUGCAUAUUUUUGAGACAUAGCGAAGAUAAGAGGGUGACCCAAGUGAAACAAUAUCGAAACGAUUUCAUUACGAAAAUAAUGGACAUAUUGCCAUUGAAUUUCCGAGUUUUAUGGUUCUGCGGUGCAUGGAGAGAAGAAAGCAAUAAUGGUCUUUUCGUUCGUUUUAUAAGUUUCUGCUACAGAUAUUCCAUAGUAAUUUUAAUAUACGAAUUCACGAUAUCUGAAGUAAUCGAACUUAUAAGAACUCACGAUCAUAUCGAAGAUCUAACAGAAGGACUCUUCCUAGCAUUAACUUAUGUAGCUUUAUGCAUUAAAUACGGAAAUUUCUUAGCGAGACAAGAUGAAGUGUACACAUUACUUGAUUGUUUUCGUGGCGAAACGUGUCAGCCAAAAAAUUUCGAAGAAAAGAUGAUCCUAAUUAAGUAUGAUCGCAAAGCUAAAUGGUGUGUUCGAGCUUUUAUGAGUAUAUCUCAAGCUACUUGUAUAGCUCUCGUACUUGCUCCUAUUGUGGGACCUCAAGAUACCGACAGACCUCUGCCAUUCAAGACGUACUUGCCGUACUCGAUAGUUGGUUUAUAUCCGUAUUUGGCUACAUAUCUUCAACACAUAGGUGCCAUAUUUUACGGAGUUUUGCUCAACGUCUCAUUCGAUUCCCUCGUCUAUGGCUUUACUCUUCAUGUUUGCGGACAGAUCGAAUUGUUAUGUUAUCGUCUGUCAGAAAUCUUCAAGGAUUAUCCUGAUAUGGCACAAUAUCGAUUAAAUUCGAAUAAAGGCGGAGUGAUUAGCCAAUGCGUGAGACAUCAUUUAUGCGUACACGAGAUCGUACGCAGAAUACAAUCGUUAUUUGUGUGGACCGUGAUGCUUUUAUUCAUGUUCAGUAUGGUCACUUUAUGCACUAGUAUUUUCCAAAUGUCCAAGAAGAAAAUUCUCAGCGUCGGAUUUCUCUCAUUGAUUUUAUAUCUCGGAAGCAUGUUAUUUCAAGUGUUCUUCUAUUGUUGGUAUGGAAACGAGUUACAAUUGAAGAGCAAGAGCAUUGGCGAUGCUAUUUAUUCGAGUAAUUGGACGACUGCCACAAUACAAGAUCGCAGAAGUUUACUGUUUAUGAUGUCCAUCAGUCAGAAAGGAUUGAAACUCUCUUAUUAUGGCAUUUUUAGCUUGGCUCUUGGCACUUUCACCUGGAUUUUAAAAACAUCGUACUCUGCUUUUAAUGUUUUACAACAAACAUCAAUAUAACAAGACCUGAUUUAUUAAAA